Messenger RNA from Cetraspora pellucida, 1341 nucleotides. The record is from the annotation of a GenBank genome assembly. Lineage: Eukaryota; Fungi; Glomeromycota; Glomeromycetes; Diversisporales; Gigasporaceae.
AUGUCUAUUACAAAUCAAUGCAUCCUUGCAAUCGGAAAGACAGGAACUGGAAAAAGUUUUACGGGAAAAGCUUUUGGUGCACAAAAUAUUAUAAUUGGACCUUCAGCUGAUUCAAAAGUAAAUGAAGUUACGGUUCAUGAUAUUGGAAAUGGGAGCUUUUAUAUUGAUACCCCUGGAUUCGAUGAUUCCGAUAAAGAUGAUGAAACUAAACGUUUAAUUCUUCGUACAAUAUUUGAUAAAGAUAUUCCUAAUAUAACAACAAUCUUAUGGUUUACCGAUCCUAACAACGGAGCAACAGUUUCGUGGGAACGUGAAGCAAAAUUUAUAGAGUCAUUAGCAGAUAACUUCACCGGAAACGUGUGGGACAAUACGAUUAUUGUCACAAAAGGAGACAAAAUUGAAAAUGGCCCUCGUGAAGCAGCCAAAAAAGUGGCUAUAGAAAAGUAUGAAGAAAAACAUAAAGAACCAUUAAAUGGCGAACAUGACCUGCUUGCAAAAACUGGUGAUUUUGCAAUUCAAUUAUUUGAAAGCUUACCAACAGACAGUGAUAUCAGUGAGACAGACUUAUCAAGCGAUGAGUUAAACGAACGUCAUAUUUUUAAAGAAUCCGAACCAGAAAGAAUUCUUGUAGGGUAUAAAUCACUAAUGGAAGAACACCCUAGCCAUCCUAUAAAAUUAAAUUUUAUAAAAGCCCGAUGCUCAAAAUGUCCCGAAUAUACUGAUCCAAGGCUGGCAGUGCCAGAAUGCCAUACGGAAGCUGAGUUUUCUCAUGGAGAAACAGAAAAUACUCACCGCGGGGAAAUCAUACAUGAACACUCAGAUAAUCUUCAAGAUUAUCAUUCUGGUUCGUUAAAAGCUUAUCACCCGGAUUCAUGUACUAGUGUUCAUCCCGGUAAACUUCAUGAUGAUAAAUUGGAUCGUAGUUUUGGUGCUUGGGCAGUUCGUCUUUUAACUUUUGGAGGUGUUAGUUGGAAGAUUUCUGGAUUCUGGGAUUGUUGUCAAAACAAAUUAAAUUCAGAAGGGUGUAAGAAAGUUUAUCCUUGCUGCAAAAACGAUAACGAAGGUUGUUGCCAGAAGUAUAGUUGCUGUGAUAAUGGUCCCAAUAAUAGUGGAUGCCAGAAAAAAUAUGGAUGUUGCAAUCAAUCUGACACAAGUGAAGGAUGUCAAAGUAUAUAUAAUCUCUGUAAACAUAAUGUCGAUGAAAGUCCUUGUAGUAUGAUUUGUAAAGAAUGUGGGAAAGAUUCGAAUACAGAAGGUUGCAAACAACAAUGCAAAAAUUGUAAAAAUGCACAAACUGAGAAUGGGUGUAUUAUUACAUCACACGCUUUUCUUCCUAAUUAG